Molecule: messenger RNA, 3065 nt
Organism: Pseudophryne corroboree (corroboree frog)
Lineage: Eukaryota; Metazoa; Chordata; Amphibia; Anura; Myobatrachidae
Exons: 19
Coding region: 93-3065 (990 amino acids)
Biological process (GO): xenobiotic metabolic process
Cellular component (GO): cytoplasm; intracellular membrane-bounded organelle
Molecular function (GO): heme binding; oxidoreductase activity, acting on paired donors, with incorporation or reduction of molecular oxygen, reduced flavin or flavoprotein as one donor, and incorporation of one atom of oxygen; iron ion binding
Source: RefSeq, a predicted model, not a curated record
AUGAUUUUCACCAGGAGACAAGAGGAGAGAAGACAGAACCAGCUCCCAGUGUACCCUGUGCACUGUACAACAUUCACAAUUUUACAGAAUACAUGAUCACCAUGGACCCCGUCACAAUUCUUCUGUCUGUUGUUGUCAUUCUAUAUUUAGCCAAUGUUUUCAACAAUCGGAAAAAACACAAGUUCAGGAAUUUUCCACCUGGACCAACGCCUCUGCCUAUCAUUGGGAAUAUGCACAUGAUCGAAAUGGGAAAACCUCAUAAUACAUUUAUAAAGAUGUCAGAGAAGUACGGCCCAGUAUUCAGCGUUCAACUGGGAUCCAACAAAUUAGUUAUCCUGUGUGGGUAUGACACUGUGAAAGAUGCUCUAAUCAACCAUGCUGAGGAAUUCUCUGAUAGACCCGCUUCAGCAAUGAGAGAUAAAACAUCAAGGGGACAUGGUGUUAUCUUUGCUAAUGGUGAGAACUGGAAAGUGAUGAGACGCUUUACUCUUUCAACACUACGAGAUUAUGGGAUGGGGAAGAAGAGCAUAGAGAACAAGAUUAAUGAUGAAUGUGAAUGUUUAAUGCAGACAUUCAGAUCUUAUAAAGGAAAACCAUUCAAUAAUAUGACCAUCAUUAAUGCUUCUGUUGCCAAUAUAAUUGUGUCCAUACUACUCGGCCAUAGAUUUGAAUAUGGAGAUCCAAACAUACUGAGGCUCAUGACUUUACUUAAUGAAAAUAUUAGGAUCGCAUCAAGCCCUAUGGUUGGAUUGUACAAUAGUUAUCCCUCGGUGGUCGGCUGGCUUCCUGGGAGUCACAGAAAUAUUUUUAAAAACAGCAAAAAGAUGCAGGACUUUAUAAGAGAGACAUUUAUAAAACAGGUGAAAGAGCUGGACAUCAAUGAUCAGAGGAACCUUAUAGAGUCAUUUCUUGUGAAGCAACAAGAGGGAAAGCCUGAAUCUACAUUGUAUUAUCAUGACGACAACCUACUUGCUCUAGUCAGCAACCUGUUUAUUGCUGGAAUGGAAACAACCUCAACCAGUCUGAGAUGGGGCCUCCUGCUAAUGAUGAAGUACCCCGAAAUCCAAAAAAAAGUGCAAAAUGAAAUAGAGAGAGUGAUCGGAGCAGCUCAACCACAGACAGAGCACAGGAAGCAAAUGCCAUACACCGACGCUGUCAUCCAUGAAAUACAACGGUUUGGUGACAUUGUGCCUAGUAACUUACAGCACGCAACUUCCCAAGAUGUCACGUUCAGAGGAUAUUUUAUUCCAAAGGGGACCACUGUUCUCCCAAUAUUGUCCUCUGCUCUGAGAGAUAAAGCCUACUUUGAGAAACCAGAAGAGUUUUACCCGGAACAUUUUCUUGACACAGAAGGACAUUUCAAGAAGAAUGAGGCGUUUAUACCAUUCUCAUUAGGUAAAAGAAGCUGUGCUGGAGAGAACCUGGCUAAAACUGAGCUGUUUGUGUUCUUCACCACCGUUCUACAGAACUUCACUUUCCAGGCUCCUCCUGGAGCUAAAUUGGACCUCACCCCUGCAAUUGGUUUUAUCAAUGCACCAUUACCUCAUGAAAUCUGUGCCAUACCUCGAAAUUUUUCAGAAUACAUGAUCACCAUGGACCCCAUCACAGUUCUUCUGUCUGUUGUUGUCAUCCUAUAUUUAGCCAAUGUUUUCAACAAUCGGAAAAAACACAAGUUCAGGAAUUUUCCACCUGGACCAACGCCUCUGCCCAUCAUUGGGAAUAUGCACAUGAUCGAAAUGGGAAAACCUCAUAAUACAUUUAUAAAGAUGUCAGAGAAGUACGGACCCGUAUUCAGCGUUCAACUGGGAUCCAACAAAUUAGUUAUCCUGUGUGGGUAUGACACUGUGAAAGAUGCUCUAAUCAACCACGCUGAGGAAUUUUCUGCUAGACCCUUUUCGGCAAUAAGAGAUAAAACAUCAAGGGGACAUGGUGUUGUCUUUGCUAAUGGUGAGAACUGGAAAGUGAUGAGACGCUUUACUCUUUCAACACUACGAGAUUAUGGGAUGGGGAAGAAGAGCAUAGAGAACAAGAUUAAUGAUGAAUGUGAAUGUUUAGUGCAGACAUUCAGAUCCUAUAAAGGAAAACCAUUCAAUAAUAUGACCAUCAUGAAUGCCUCUGUUGCCAAUAUAAUUGUGUCCAUACUACUCGGCCAUAGAUUUGAAUAUGGAGAUCCAAACAUACUGAGGCUCAUGACUUUACUUAAUAAAAAUAUCAGGAUCGCAUCAAGCCUUAUGGUUGGAUUGUACAAUAGUUAUCCCUCGGUGGUCGGCUGGCUUCCUGGGAGUCACAGAAAUAUUUUUAAAAACAGCAAAAAGAUGCAGGACUUUUUAAGAGAGACAUUUAUAAAACCGGUGAAAGAGCUGGACAUCACUGAUCAGAGGAACCUUAUAGAGUCAUUUCUUGUGAAGCAACAAGAGGGAAAGCCAGAAUCUACUUUGUAUUAUCAUGAUCACAACCUACUUGCACUGGUCAGCAAUCUGUUUGUUGCUGGAAUGGAAACAACAUCAACUACUCUGAGAUGGGGCCUCCUGCUAAUGAUGAAGUACCCUGAAAUCCAAAAAAAAGUGCAAAGUGAAAUACAGAAGGUGAUCGGAGCAGCUCAACCACAGGCAGAACACAGGAAGCAAAUGCCGUACACUGAUGCCGUCAUCCAUGAAAUACAACGGUUUGGUGACAUUGUGCCGAGUAACUUAGAGCAUGCAACUUCCAAAGAUGUCACGUUCAGAGGAUAUUUUAUUCCAAAGGGGACGACUGUUCUCCCAUUAUUGUCCUCUGCACUGAGAGAUAAAACCUACUUUGAGAAACCAGAAGAGUUUUACCCAGAACAUUUUCUUGACACAGAAGGAAAUUUCAAGAAGAACGAGGCAUUUAUACCGUUCUCAUUAGGUAAAAGAAGCUGUGCUGGAGAGAACCUGGCCAAAACUGAGCUGUUUGUGUUCUUCACCACCCUGCUACAGAACUUCACUUUCCAGGCACCUCCUGGAGCUAAACUGGACCUCACCCCUGCAAUUGGUUUUAUCAAUGCACCAUUACCUCAUGAAAUCUGUGCCAUACCUCGAGGCUAA